This is a messenger RNA of Cheilinus undulatus (humphead wrasse), 6259 nucleotides long. Its product is annotated as F-actin-monooxygenase MICAL3-like. Gene Ontology annotation, molecular function: protein binding; FAD binding. The coding region runs from base 142 to 4767 and encodes 1541 amino acids. NCBI's taxonomy places the organism in Eukaryota, Metazoa, Chordata, Actinopteri, Labriformes, Labridae. The transcript is spliced from 33 exons. The record is from RefSeq and is a predicted model, not a curated record.
GUGGGCCUGCAGCAGCUGAAGAUGGAGAGGAGCUCUGAGAGACGGUAUCUCUCAGGUGUCACGAGGACACCUGGACUCUGUCAGUGACAUCAUCACUAGGUCCCGCCCUUCCCAUGGUGCCCUGCAGCGUCGGCGGUCGCCAUGGGAGACGAGUCCUACCCAGAAAGCCGAGCACAGGAGCUGUUCGAUGAGUUUGUGACGGCCACCACCUGCAGGGCGGCGCUGUCGUCCUUCAAUCAGCUGUGCGAGCACCUGCGGCUGGACCGCAGCGAUGCUGAGAGGCCUCUGUAUCGACCAAUCAAACAACGGCUUAACUACUGGAAGGCCAACCCCCUGUGGGCUAAACUGGACCGAAGAGCUGGGCAGCAGGAGUACAUGAGGGCCCGGGCCUGUGCCAACACCACAGUUGUGAUCAUCGGGGCAGGGCCAUGUGGUCUGAGGACGGCGGUGGAGCUGGGGUUUAUGGGAGCUCGAGUGGUGCUAUUAGAGAAGAGGGACUCUUUCAGCAGGAACAACGUGCUCCACCUGUGGCCCUUCACCAUUCAUGACCUUCGAGGUCUCGGUGCCAAAAAGUUCUAUGGGAAGUUCUGCGCCGGCUCCAUCGACCACAUCAGUAUCCGUCAGCUGCAGCUGGUCCUGCUGAAGGUGGCCUUACUGCUGGGGGUGGAGGUCCACGUCAACGUGGAGUUUAAGAGACUGGUGGAGCCGCCGCAAGACCAGCGCAGACGCAAGGUUGGCUGGAGGAUGGAGGUGAGUCCCGGGUCCAACCCUCUGAAUCAGCUGGAGUUUGACGUGAUUGUGGGAGCAGAUGGGCGCAGGAACACUCUACCUGGUUUCAGGCGUAAAGAGUUCAGGGGGAAGUUGGCGAUCGCCAUCACCGCCAACUUUAAAAACAGGAACACGACAGCUGAGGCCAAAGUGGAGGAGAUCAGCGGUGUGGCCUUCAUCUUCAACCAGAGGUUCUUCCAGGAGCUACGACAGGAAACAGGGAUUGACUUGGAGAACAUCGUCUACUACAAAGAUGACACACACUACUUCGUCAUGACGGCAAAGAAACAGAGUUUGAUCGACAAAGGAGUCAUCCUGCAGGACUUUGCUGACACUGAGCAGCUCCUCUCCAGGGGAAACGUGGACCAGAAUGCAUUGCAGGAGUAUGCUAGAGAGGCUGCAGACUUCUCCACCAAUAACCAGCUGCCAUCUCUAGACUUCGCCAUGAAUCACUACGGUCAGCCCGACGUCGCCAUGUUUGAUUUCACCUGCAUGUACGCCUCGGAGAGUGCCGCCAUGGUCCACCAACGCCACGGCCACCAGCUGCUCGUCACACUGGUGGGAGACAGUCUGCUGGAGCCCUUCUGGCCCAUGGGUACAGGCAUAGCCCGUGGUUUUCUGGCAGCGCUGGAUUCAGCCUGGAUGAUCAGGAGCUGGUCUCAGGGUGGAGCUCCUCUGGACAUCUUAGCUGACAGAGAGACAGUUUACCGUCUCCUCCCUGCAACAACUCCUGAGAACCUCCAGAAGAACUUCAGUCUGUUUACAGUCGAUCCAGCGACAAGAUACCUGAACAUCAACACGCACCUCAUCACACCUGCACAGGUGAGACACCUGGUGGACACAGGUGAGGGCACAAGGGACAAUGAUGACAUCAUGCACCUGUCCAAACCUGGACUCAUCAGACAGAGUUCUGUCCCUCAGUCCAAUAAGCUGUUGGCUUGGUGUCAGGAGCAGACUCGUGGUUAUCGUGGCGUUAAUGUAACCGACCUGACUACUUCCUGGAAGAGCGGCUUGGCUCUCUGUGCUCUGAUUGAUCGCUACAGGCCAGAUCUAAUUGACUUCAACUCUCUGGAUGAGUCAUCGGCUGAAGAAAACACUCGUCUGGGCUUCGACGUGGCCGAGAGAGAGUUUGGGAUCCCUCCUCUGAUGACAGUGGAGGAGAUGUUGUCAGUAGGAGAGCCAGACUCUCUGUCCAUGGUCAUGUAUCUGAUCCAGUUCUACCAGCUGCUCAAAGACACAGCACCUCCUGCUGGAGGUCUGAGUCAGAUUACCGACCUGAGAUCGGCUCUGUUCACACCGGCCUCGCUGCUCAGUCGACUUGGACUCAGCCCAUCCAGGAAGAGAAUCCCAAAGGAGCAGAGAGACGAUUGGGGUAAACGGAGGAGGACGAGUCGGGAGUCUUGUGACCUGAAUGGUGAUGAAGACAGCCAGGUGCACGAUGGGAGUGGGACCAGCCACUCCAAAGUGCGUCUGAUGGCCAAUCAGCUGCAGGCGAAAAUGGAGGAAAACUCGACUUCCUGUAGGACUUCUUCUUCUUCUGUUGCUGCAGCGGUGCGACUACAGCAGGGGGAGCUGGUGUCCAGCCUCCCGUCCCCCUCAGAGUCUCCAAACUGUUCCCCCAGUGUAGCUCCAGGUCAGACGCCAUCAUGGAGGCCGAGGAAACGGACCUUCCAACAGGAGCAGAUGAGUUUUCGAUUCAAAGAGAAGAUCAGGUCUCAGUCUGCACUCAGCGGGGAGGAGCAGUGUUUGCAGAUGUACACAGGUGGAGUGAACUCAUUGGCUGAGCAGAUAACCAAUCGCAUUCAGAAUCAGGAGGAAGUGAACCAGUCCUCAGGUCUCUGUUUCUUCUGUAAAGACCGGGUCUAUCUGAUGGAACGUCUCAGUGCGGAGGGUCUGUUCUUCCAUCGAAGCUGUUUUCAGUGUUUCACCUGUGGCUCCGCCCUCAGGUUGGCUGCCUACACCUUCGACAGGAGCACAGGGAGGUUUUACUGUGUGCAGCACGCGGACUCUGAUCCAAACGUUCCAAUAGUGAGGAGGAGGACCGACAGAUCUGCUUCAUUACAAACAUCCACGGUGACUCUUAGCUCCGCCCCCUCGCCCACCUCUGCUGACUCGCUGGUCUCUGCUGGUCGCCGUCGCUCCUCAGUGGUUUCUGUGAAGACCGCCACACCAGAGAGGAUCGAGCUGGAGAACUACCCCCGCCGCUGCUCCAACAUGGAGGUGGGGCUUCUGGAGGAGCCUGAGGAAGUCUCAGAGGAGAUGCUGAACCGUUUCAACCUGGAUCUGGACUAUAAGACCAGUUCAAAGGAGGAGGAGGAAGAGGGAGAGCAGGAGGAGGUUGGAGCUUCACUGGGGGAAACUCUGCAGCUCCACCAGAAACAUGAGGAGGAGGCGGAGGAGGAGGAGGAGGAGGAGGAAGACAGUGGGGAUGAAGAUGAAGAAGAAAGUGGAGAGGAGGAUGAUGAUGGAAUUGAAGGAGACAGUGAGAUGGAGUCGAGUGACGAGGGGGAGUACAGCCCCUGGGACAUGGAGCGGCGCUCAGGUGUUUGGUUCCUGAUAGCAGAGGAGACAGAGGAGGGUUUUUCUCCUCUCAGCUCCUCAGGAACAGGAAAUGACAUCACUCUACCUGACCUACCUGUGGAACCUGAUUCCACCUCCAGCCCGCUGCCAGCCACCCCCUCCUCCUCUCCUCACUCUGAGCCCCGUCCCCUCACCUUCACGCCCUCCACUGCCUCCUUCAUCACCACACCUGACUCCACCCAGAGUGAUGGAGACACAGCUCCUCCCACCCUGAUCACACCUGUGGUCAUCAUAGAAACAGCUGCUAAAAGACCACCCUCAAGUGUCCCAGCUAAAACACUUGAUCUGAAGGCGGAGUUAAAGCGGGAGUUGAUGGAGGGCGAGGAGUCUGAUGGAGCAAGAAGGAGGCGGAGACAGCGAGGAGCCCACACCCUCCCUCCUCGACUCCUCCCCCCUCCUCUUCACACAGGGGGAGAGGCCUUACUCAAUCAGCUGAAGACGCUGAGAGAGGCUCCGCCUCCUGGUCAUUUUGAUGUGGAAGGAGGCGGGGCUAGAGCUCUGUGGAGGGCAGUGUUCUCUGGAAACAGGAAGGAGAAGAAGAAGAAGGGCGGCACCUUUCCUGCAGAGAGGACGAAGAAAGAAGCAGCCAAUAAGAGGAGAGCUACAGGUGUGAGAGGAUGUCUGACUCAGGAGGAGUCUGAGCUUCUGCAGAGGAGCUCGCCAAGAAACAAGAGACGCUCUCAGAAAAUCUCCGCUCCCGUGCCUGACUCUAACAGUCGGUCGUCAUGUCCCACCGAGGUGGUCGGUAUCCUCGUGGAGCCGAAGGAGCCGUCAAGUCUGAGCAUGACGGAGACCAUGUUCCACAGGGGACAGGAAGACAACGACAACCUGGACGCCAAACUCACCCGACAAGUCCAACGAGCCGCACGGCGGACCGCCAAACAGGAAGAGCUGAAGAGACUCCACAAAGCUCAGAUGAUCCAGAGGCAGUUGCAGCAGGUGGAGGAGAAGCAGAGACAGCUGGAAGAGAGAGGAGUGAUGGUGGAGAAAGCUCUGAGAGGAGAAGCAGAUUACUGGGGAGAUGAUGACCACAACAUGGACAUCGAGCUUCACCUGGAAGGUCUGAGUAAACUGGAUAACUCGGCUCUGAUGCAGACCUGGUUCCAGCUGGUCCAGCAGAAGAACUCCCUGAUCAGAUACGAGUCUGAACUCGUCAUACUGGCACGUGAGCUGGAGCUGGAGGACCGUCAGAGUCGUCUGCAGCAGGAGCUCAGGGAGAGGAUGGCAGUGGAUGACCACCUGAAGGGGGCGUGUGAGCUGGUGGAGGAGCGUCUGAUCCUGGAGGAGAUGUUGGACGUGGUGGAGCAGAGGAACUCUCUGGUGUCGCUGCUGGAGGAGCAGAGACUACAGGAGAGACAGGAAGACCAACACCUGGAGGACGCCAUGAUGACCCCCCCACUCCGACUCACCUGGACCUGAUCCUGUCUAGUCACAUGAUCUCCACAGCUAUACCUGUCCUUUCACAGCACUUCUGCAGUCUGGUUUACAGCCCAUAAGGGGGAAAUAGGGGAGAACUUUCUGGGACCUAGCACUGUGGAGGUUUGCAAAAACAGUUAUCGCAGCUUAACUUUACAACGGGCCGUGUUCUUUUUAACCUAAAUACUGACCAUUCAGAUCAGUGCAACUAUAUUCUGCAGUUAUUCAUUAUCACGUUUGGCCUGUUUUAAAGUGUUAACCCACUUGUCUUUCAAUUGCAUGAGCCUUUUUAAGUCUGGAGGUUUGAAUAACAUGGCUUAGCCCAUUUAACUGCGUCAUAGCUAGCACUGAAAGAGAAAAACUGAAGCAACUUUAUGGAACUUUUGAACCCAAAAAUGGCACUUUUAAGCACCAAAAUGUAGCUAAUUUUAUCUCUAAGGCUGAUCCAGUCCCAUCAGGGAGAGCUAUUCAUUGAGCCAGGCACGCAGCUAUAUACAAUAUUGCUUGAAUUGCAAAACUAACACGUUGCAUGUACAUGCAAUAUAAAAAACUAAUCUGGGUUCUCUAACAGAUUAUCCAGCAAUCAUCUCCUCAAUCGCUGUUCAGAAAGGCAGAAAAAACAUCCCUAUCUGAAAACUACACUAAGACCUGCCCACCAAAUCACCCAAUAUGCAAACUAAACUUAACAGUUAGCUGCUGAUUUUAGCCUGGAUUAUUUAAAAAAUAAAAUGCAAAAAUAGGGCACAGAUUGCCCAGCAGUUAGAUCAUGCCCCAUGCACACAGGCAGCCUAGGUUCAAGUUUGGCCUGCCGCUCCAUUUCCGCAUCCCUCCUCAGUCUGAGGUUGGUUUUAGUGUUACAAAUGGUCCCAGAGGAGAUGAUCAGGUCCUCAUUUAUUCUGAAAUUAUCUUGAAUUUAAAAACAUCACAGGAAUAAAUAAAAAAUAUAUAAUGUUAAUGUCUGAACAUGUAGACAUGUCAUUAUACCAGACAGCCAGCAGAGGGCACUAUUACUUUAUAAAACGUCACUGUCUCUUCUGCCAAGCCAAUCUUCUUCCCUCCUUUGGUUCCACUUUAAAGUAAAGAUACUGACACAUUAGCGCAGUAAUAAACUUAAAAUACAGCUUUAAACAAACUAGUUAACAGAGUAUAUCAGUGUGGUCUUAGCUGUCAGCUGUAAUGAUCAUAAAAACAGGAAAUCAAACUUCAGUCUAGAGCAUUUUGUGUGUUUUUAAAGUGUAAACUUUAUCGACAAUGUGCCAAAUGAUACUGAUCAGUGAUCAGCCUUACCUUACCUGAUCAGCUGAUCACCAGGUGUUAUUGGUGCUGUGAAUGAGUUUAAAGUCAUGUGACUAAUGAGCUGAUUGUUAAUAUAAUUUAAUAUCAAACAGCCUUUUACCUGAUCUUUAAUAAAAUAUUUACACGUAAACCUGCACGUUUGUGAUUUUAUUUUAGUAAAUAAACCAAAAUGAACUGAUACAGAAGAGACGUUUCUGUC